UGUAUCAUUCGUUCUUUUCAUAUUCAAUUGAGAUUCCAAAAUCGGAAAAUGAAAAAACGGUUUGUUAUUUCCUUAUUCGUUUAUGAAUCUGAUACCAAAAACAAAUAACGGUUUAUUUUUUUGUAUUUUCGAUUUAUUGCUCAGAUCAAAAAUAGGAAAUUAAAUAACGGACCACGGAAAGAUUUUGAUUUUUGAUAUUUAAUUUGUCCGAUUUGUGUGAACCGGAAGUUAUUGUCUUCUUCGUGUGUUGCACUUCGAAGUUUACGUUAGCCUUGAAAACUGAGGAUGGAGAGUUUCAUCUUGUUCAGAGGAAGUAAACGGGUGACUGUAAAGGAAGACGACAUGACGACCGAAAAAAUCGGCAGGAUCUUCCAGGUACAUGGCCCCAGUCUCUACAUCACCGAUGACAGCAACGUAGCCCUAUUUCCUGGGCCUGAUGGCCACUUUAGCACUUUAGACCUCAUAGUAAGGGGGCAUUACGAGGUGCACGGCGAGAGUAUCAGCGUGGAGGACUCAUCUACCGGCAGUGUGCCAGUAACACACAACCCUACCCGCUUUUCCUUCCACCGCCCACCCAGCGCUGCUGCAGGUUCUGGUGCAAGGGCUUCUGCAAAUCCAAGAGCUACCCUGGCAAAAACAUUCCAAAGGAACAUCUUCAUCGCUGAACUUGUGAAUGGCAACUUGGAGACAAGCAAAACGCUGACUGUGCGUUUUUCAGAAUUUGAGGCUUCUGUUAUGGGCAUCCUCAGCAAAGUCAAUGAUGCUCUUGAAGAAGAGGAUUCACGCAUCCUCACUGACGGCCAGGGAAACAAAAUCUUGGACUCGGAAGGAACCAGAGGAUCAGCAUUUUGGAAGCAAAAUGCAAGGAAAGUUUUUGCUGUGCAGGAAGAACACUUCUUGCAAUUACAAGCUAGUAAAAAGAGGAGACUGAGUCGACGAGAAGAUACAGGCCUCGAAGGCGUUUUUGAUAGAAUUGAAGAGGUGGUCCUGGCAGCCCAGGGACUGCAAGAAGUGUCCACUACAAUGAAGGAGCUGAUGGAGUUUGCAAAUUCCAACCGCAGGACAACACUGUCCCUGACUGAGGCCCAAGCAGAAGCUAUUAGAGAUGCCUUUGCCUGUAUUGUCUGCAAAAGUCCAGUGGUUGAGCCCAUGGUUUCAUCGUGCUGCCAAAGCCUUGUUGGCUGUAGGAGCUGCAUUGAAGAGUGGCAGAGAAAUUCUGCCUUUUGCCCAAAGUGUCGAGCUGAUGGUUUUGGUGACAACAUUCAAAGACUAAACGGACUCUCUGAUGCAUUGGCUGCAUUGGGAAGCAUACUCUGGGAGUAAUACUGUACAGAAUGCAAUCAUGAGUAAUUGCAGUUUUACUGUUCUGUGUUGUCUACAGUUUAAGCAGUCUUUCAUGUACAUUUAGGUUUUUUUAAGUUUAUUUUAUGUUGGAUAUUUUCUUAAAUUGUUUGCAUUUGGAAACUCUUACUAUUCACAAAAGUGUAGUUUUUCUGCUUUGUGUUCUAUUUGUCCUUGAACAACAAGUCUACAGGUAAAGCACUCUUUCAUGUGUCUAGUUUAUAAGGUCUUUUUAGUUUUCAUACCCAUAUUUCAAUGAUGUGAAAGCUAAGUUACAAUCUCAAAUUUGCACUAUUUUAUGUUGUAUAUUUUUCAGAAUUUUAAAGUUAACAGUUUGAAUUAAGCAUAAAAAGUCUGCCCUUCUGGCAAUACUGGUGCAAUACUUUUUCAUUGUAUGCAAGAUUUUAUUUAACUAAAAAAGUUCAAUACAACAGAGUUUAAAGCAAA
Dicentrarchus labrax (European seabass) is the source of this 1788-nucleotide messenger RNA. RefSeq lists its product as uncharacterized. The record is from RefSeq and is a predicted model, not a curated record. The transcript is spliced from 6 exons. Bases 286 to 1323 code for a protein of 345 amino acids. Lineage: Eukaryota; Metazoa; Chordata; Actinopteri; Moronidae.